Messenger RNA from Zonotrichia leucophrys gambelii, 8118 nucleotides. It is a transcript of the gene TNFSF15, whose product is annotated as TNF superfamily member 15. The record is from RefSeq and is a predicted model, not a curated record. Bases 152 to 868 code for a protein of 238 amino acids. The transcript has 4 exons. Gene Ontology annotation, biological process: immune response. Lineage: Eukaryota; Metazoa; Chordata; Aves; Passeriformes; Passerellidae. Gene Ontology annotation, molecular function: tumor necrosis factor receptor binding. Gene Ontology annotation, cellular component: membrane.
ACUGUAGGCGGUGCAUUCCUCGGGAGGGAGGGAGGGAGUGCGUGCGCCCGGUGCCUUCCCACACUCCGCACUGCUCUUAUUUAAUGGGGGUCUCCAUGCAGGGCAGGCGCCACAGGAGGUUUGGCGGUGCCCGGCUCCCCUCGCAGGAGCCAUGGAGAGCGCGGCGGAGAUGGGAGCGGAGGCUGCGGGCAGCGCGCUCGGAGUGGGGAUGCGGCUGCGGCAGGACCUGCGCAGGAUCCGCUGUGCGCUGCUGUUCUGCCUGCUGGCCGUGCUGCUGCUCAUGCUGCCCAUCGCCUACCUGCUGGUCGGGAACCUGAGAGCGCCCAGAUCCUGCGGACAGGUCACAGAGGAGAGGGGCUCUAUCUUCCUGAAGCAACGAGCACUGGCUGCUGUUACAGACACACUUUCCAGUGCAGAGAAGCCACGAGCUCACCUGACAGUGAAGAGGCAGGACCUGGCCAGCGCCGUGGGGAGCCACAUGCCCAUCCUGCAGUGGGAGGACAAGCGAGGCCUGGCCUUCACCAAGAACAACCUGAGCUACUCCAGCAACGCCCUGGUGAUCCCCGUGUCCGGAGAUUACUACGUCUACGCCCAGGUCACCUUCCGAGGGCCCGUGGAGAGCAGCCACAAGGCCAGCUCUGUCACUGAGAUCAUCACCAAGGUCACUGACAGCUACCCCGAGCCCACCCAGCUGCUGACGGGCACCAAGACCCUCAGUGAGAACGGCAAUGGUUGGUUCCAGCCCAUCUACCUGGGCGCUGUGGUCUCCUUGGAGGUGGGAGACAAGCUGAUGGUCAACGUGAGUGACAUCAAGCUGGUGGAUUACACCAAGGAGCACAAAACUUUCUUUGGGGCCUUUCUGCUGUAGGGCUCCGGCCUGCAGCAGGUGGUGGGGGAUCCCUCCAGGGUCAUCGGGGGGAUUUUGAAGGGUUUUGGCUUUGUGGGAGCAUGUUGGGGUGAGAUCUCUGUUGUUUGCCUUCUUCUUUUUCUUCUUCCUCUUCUUCUUCUUCUUCUGUGCCAUCACUCCCUUGCAGCUCGCUAGAGCCCUAAUUUAAUGAGUAGGGAAAGGUGGAGCUGCAGGUUGGAGUGAAAUAACCCCCCAAAAAACACAACAGAAAGCAACCAAAAACUAACUAAAAAAAGACCAAAAAACCAAAAAGAAACUCCAAAAAAACAAAAACAAAAACAAAAAAACCCCAAAACAAGCAAAAAAAACCAACAAAAACAUAAACAACACUCAAAAAAACUCAAACAAACAAAGAAAAGCCAAAUUAGAAAAAUGGAGGGAGGAAAAUGUAUUUUUGAAAGCAAAAGCUGAAAGUUCUUCAAAAGUCUGUAAGCUAAGGAGGAACAUUUGAUACCUGUGGGUAGGAAGUUUCUUCUUGAAUAUUGAGCUAGACUAUUCCCCUAAUUCCACCUUCAAUGUACAAUUUCCUCAACUCCAGAAAAUACAAGGGUUUUUGAGCUUUCUCCAAUACUUCCAGUAUAGUUUUGCAUGACCCUUCUUCAGAUUCUCCUUUCUAAAAAGUAAUUACUUCUCAUAAUUUCCUUAUGAAUACAUUUACUCAGUACUUUGCACUAACAUAAAGCUCAGGUUAAUUAUUAACUGCUUAAUUAAUCCCUUCCAACUUCCCUGUAAAGUAGAUUAAAAUUAUAUCAUGUGCUUUGCAGCAGCUACUUGAGAUUUUUGGUUUUUCCAAAAAAUUAAUUACAGUUCUCUAAGUCCCUAUACAGCCUCAAAAUAUUUUGGAAAAGAUCUAGGGAACACACAAAACACUUUCUGUUUCAGCAUGAAAGUGGAAUGUCCCCUCCAGGUCCUAACUUUAGGAUAACAGAAAAAAAAAAAAGAAAAAAGAAAAAAAAAAAAGAAAAAAAAACCCAAGGUAGAGAGAGACACAGAACAAAAUUUUGCACACUUUUAAAUCAGCGACCAAAAUUUUGGGAGAAAAUUUCUGCAAUGUUUCGCUUUCCAUUAUAUUUAAUGCAAGGCAAAUGCAACUGAAGAAAUCACUGCUUGGGUUCCAACCACAGCUGAUCGUGGCCCCAAGGGACUCCCCAGCCUUGCCCUGGGUGAAGGUUGGCCACCAGUUGUCCCCACAUGAGGUGAAAAGACCCAAAAACACGACCCUGGUGGAGCUCAGGGCUGUUUAACUUCCACCUGCACUUACUCAUUUCCACAGACCUUUCUGCCUCUCAGGGAAAUUCCCAUUUUCCCCUCUCCUCCUGCAGCAAACGCAUCUCCAGCAGUGCCUCAGGACCCUCAUGGGUUUGGAUUUACACCCUGAGCAGCCCCGAGGUCUCACAGCCAAGCACCCACCAGGCUCUGCAGCUCUCCCCUGCCUCACCUCCUUGGAUUUCCUCCAUUUCUCCACUUCUUGCCCAGAAAUGACAGCAAGGCUUCGGCCCUGAGCUGAUGUUUCCACCCAAAGCCCUGGUGGAGCCCCAGGUGCCCCCAUCAGGGGUGAGGAACUGCAGUGGUGGGGAUGAGGGGCUGUGUCUGCAGAGACGAACUGGGCACAGGCUUUGUGCUGGGGACAAGCCAUGUGAGACCCUGCAGAUUUGUCCAUGGCAAAGCCCUUCCCACCAGGAGACCUUUUAUUGCUCUAGGAAGAUCUCUUGAGCUGUCAGUGGAGCAGCUGGAGCAGGGACAGAGGCCAAGGAGAUUGGGAAGGGAAGAAAGGAGAAGAGCAGGAGGAGGAAAGGUCCAGGCAACACCAGGAUCUCUUCAUGUCUUGGUGUGAGGACCUUCCUGCUGACAUGAAAACUGGCAGGUCUUUUGUGGUAAAUCAUCUCAAAGUGGAGGGGUUUUGCCCAUUCUUCCCUAUCCUGCAGUUCCUGGACCCCACAGUUUCAGUCCUUCCCUGUUUCAGGCACAUCACAACAUCCAGGACUUUGCCACCCUGCCCUGCCCUCUUUUCCUGCUUCCAGAUUUUCCUUGAGUCUCAUCACUGAGUGUUGGCCCCUGGCACAACUCUGCCAAUUUGGGGAGCUUGACAAAUUCCCUGCAUCAAAACCUCAUCCCAGUUUGGCUCCCCAUCCUUUCUUUGACUCAUCCUUCACCUGCCCCACAUCCACAUCUCAGCUGUCCCUUGCUCCCUCCUGCCUUCCUGGCCCUGUCCAUUAGGUGCAAGGACAUUCUUUGUCCAACUGCCAUUUUUACACUCAAUUUCUCCAGCCCACAAAGAAAAGUGACAUCUCAAAAUAGGUUUGGAUUGGAGAAAGUAAAUUUAAUUAUCCUGCAGGCAGAUGGAAACACUUGGAGUCAAGGGAUCCUCUUAGGUCUUUAUGAUCCAGAUCACUUCCAUGUUUGAGCCCUUAUUCCUAUUUUAUCUCCACCUGCCCAGCCUAGUUUUUUUAGCUAUGUUUGGAGCAGUUAUUCCCCAAUUAUCUCAUUAACACAACCUCAGCCUUGUUCUGGUGAUCCAGCUCCUUUUCAGGGCUCUCCUUCCUGCUCAGAGACCCUCUCCACCCAACCAAGGUAAAAUCUGGUGAAAUCCCCCACUCUUGGCAGUUCUAGACAAAAUUACUCCCAGUGAAACCCUGAGACUUCCCAUAACUCAAAUUUUGUGGAGUGUUCCCCCAACACCUCACACUGAGUCUUUGAUCACUUGGUUGUGUGCCCAAAGCAGGAUCUGAACUCAUGAAAACACAAAAUCUGCAGCUUUUGGAACAUGUAGAGCACUUUAGGUGACCAGCACACAAAACAACAUGGUCAGUCUCAUAAAGGAAGAUUUGAAAUCAUUUUUCCAAGACAGCUGAUUCCCAGCAAUUAGACAGGAGCUUCUGCAAAGGGCAAAAUAGUGUGAAAUUGGUUUAUCCUUGGAGGAAAUUGGAAGGGAAAUUCUCUCUCUUCUGGGAUAACUACAGUAAUUCAGAAAGCUUCUCUCUUCUACCAAUGAGCUGGUCAUUCUGAGGGCACAAGGCAAUCCUGACAGGCUGGGACAGCAGAUUCUCAGGGAAGCUGUAUCCCAAGGCACCAUCACUGAAUCCUGGUGUGCUGAACGAUGGGAAUUGUGAGGGCUGGGGCAUAGGAGUGAGGAAUGCAACACCUGGCACUCAAAGAGCCAGAAUGUGGGAUAUAAACACAACUUUUCCUUUUUUUUUUUUGGUGGAUAUUUCAUAGAAGUCCCCAGAAGUUCCUUUGGCAAUAAUGAGCCUUUUCUAGCACGGAAUUUGUGUCCACUGCACACUAAAGAUGAAUUUCAGCAGCAAAAUGUUGCCUGCUGCAGCUCCAUUCCAGGUGUGAUUCUCCAUAAUCCAUAGAAAUAUUUAUUUUAGUCCAGUUAGAGCUUUUGCACCCCAUGACCCACACCAGCUUGGAGCACAUUUAGCACACAUUUUAUAGGACAUAAAACAAUAUAUGUGGCAUUACUUGUUUUAAAGUGGUGCAGGUAUAUUGAUCCCCACAUGCAUCCUCAUGGAAAUUCUCUAUAUUCCCUUUUUUCCCCCCUUUUCAGUGCUAAUAAUGUUACUGUACCAGUGACCAGCACAUAAAAUAAGUGUUCAGGGGCUGAUUUUGGCCCUAUUUUAUAUUAGAUAUUACUCCACAGAAGUCAAAGGCAUGAAGGCAGAAUAAAGCCACUUUAGUGAGACCAAAGUCAAGCUUAGAGGGAAAUCUCUCCAAGAGACUGAACCUAAACUGUGGAUUCUCAGAUUUUUUUUUUUAAGUUAAAAAAGGACACAAGCAUUCUCAGAAACUUGUGUUUGUUGAGCUAGAAAAUAUAAAAUGUUUCUGGAGAUGUGAAAAUGCCCAGGCAUCAGCAUUUUCAAUUAAAUGAGAAGCUGGUGAGAUCUGGUCAUGGGAAGUAGUGACCUUAAAGUCUGUGGUCAAGCUGAACAUGUGCUUUGUUUUGGGAGGGGCUGUGAAACUAAAACUAUUAUUAGGAAAAAAAAAAAUGGAAUCUGGAGAAAAAAAUGUGAAAUAGGCAGCUUGAGCUAAAUGAGGUUAAACAUAUGAUUUUAGGUUUUGACCCUUCCAUUUCUUAGGAAAAAGAACCCAAAAGCACUUUUCAGAACAAAACCACUGAAAGAAGAAGUAUCAAAUUAUUAUUUAACAACUGCUCAAAAUAUUCUAGAUCUUAGGAGUUGGCUUCUUCCCUAAUCCUUUUCAUCCCCCAAAAAAGUAACACUAAGCACAACCUAAAUUCAUCAGAGUUCCUACCACUUCCUUUCCCCUUAAAAACUGAAUAUUGAUAAAUAAGCAUUAACUUUCUCUCCAUGCACAGGCAUAAAUAAAUUUAGUAAAUUUUAAUCAAGGUAUAAAGAAAGCAGCUCCAAUCCUGCCAACAUUUAUUUGUGCUAAGCACAGCCCUGAGCACGUGGCUGAAGGGGAUCAUGGUAAAAACCAGCUCCUGUUUGGAGGAUGGGAGGAGUAAAACCUGCAUGCCUCAAAUUAAAAGUUUUAAUUGUGUUUAUCCUCAGCUCCAUCAUGGUUUGGAGCAAUCUUCCAAAUCAAGGAGUGACUGCAGGGACUGUCCAGCACAGGGGUGUUGGCAGGAUCAGAGUCCAAAGGAUGGACCCAAAAAGAUGCUGCUGAGAUGAUUUUUUGGCAGGGGAUGUGAUGAGCAAACCUCUCUACAAAGGAGGUCCCCAACCAAGCCCAACAGAUUUAGGAAUUCGCUUGAAAAUUUCAACACAAUAUUCCAGAAUUUUGAAGGAAUCUUGGUUUUUCACCCCUCUAUGGCACAACUGACCACCCUGUCCUUUGUUUUAUUUGUCUUGUGAGUGGGCCAUCAUUUCAGAUGAGAAAUGAGGAGAGAAUUCAUUCUUUAGAAGAAUCAGAAAAUGUCAAGGAUCUUUGCCCCGAUGUGGGUGUUACACACCAGUAAUAGCAUUUUGCUAUUGUAAGGGAUUUUCUAGAAGGGAUUGUCUUUUGUCUUGUCCCUCAGCACUGAGAUGUAUCUUUACCAUAAGAACUGACUUAACUUCUUUAUAUUUUCCCAAGUUUUAUGAUAAUAAAAAUGCAACUUAACAAAUGCGACCACUUUUGAUCCCAGUCCCUUCCCAAAACACUAAUCACAAUUAAGAGUGACCAGCUAGUGCUGAUGUAGAAGAAACCAGUUUGAUUGUGUGUAAAUGUGUGAAUAAUCAUUAUUUCAUGCAGUUAGAGGUCCCUCAGCAGGGUGAAAUCAGGUCCAGACUUUCCAGCCUGGGAAUUUACAGACACUUGCACUUCAUAAGGCAAAAACCAUGCCCAAAAACACCUCAGCAUUUUGGGAACUCUGCAUUCCCAACUGCUCAGCUCCUGGCUGACAGACACAACCCAACCAGGAAUUUUGGCCAAAUGAGAGUCCAAAUGAAGGCAGCAGAGCCCUGGGCACUCCUAAACCCAUUCCAGCUCCAGCCUGGCUGUCCUCACCCUCCCAGCAGAGCAGCAGCAUCCCCUGGGUGUUCAUUCCUCAUCCUGGCUGCUGUUGUCUGCAAUUCCUCUGCUGCCAAGAAUGCAAAUUCCUUCCUUUCCACCAGCAGCACUGAGAGACAUUCUCCCAUUUGCCAGAUUAUUUCUUGUUCUCAAAAUUUUUGUUUUCCUGGCUUGAACUCAAGAGCAUCACAACUAAAUUGCUUCAGAAGAGGUUUCUGGGGAAGGGCUCUGUGCUCUGCCUCCUGGAAGCUUUUCACUGGAUUACUCUGGUGAAGGAAAUUUGUUUCCCCUGCUUUCCACUCACUUGCAGAUCUCUGAGAGGUUUUGUUAACAGCCUCUGUAGAUCAGCCAGGAGUUGAUUAGACACUGGGAAUCAGGCUGCUUUCCCCUGUGACACCAAAAAAAUGCUACUUGCUGUUAUGCUGGGUGGUUUUUUUUCCUUUUUAAUCCAAUAACUACCUCACAUUUAGCAAAAGCAAAACAGAAUUUUAUUAUUAUUAUUUUCUAUUUUAACUUGAGCAGAGCAGAAUUCAAUUUCACUGCCAUUUUACUCCGUGCUUUGCACAUUUGGGGUAAUAACUUGAGAUUCUUUGUGGUCUAAACACACUGAGUGUGAGCAUUGUGCUGCAUUUUGGCUUCCUUUAAUCAAAUCAAAGGUGUCUGCUCUCAAUAAAUCCAGGCUCCCUUGAGAGAGUGGAGGGGGAGAGAGGCACAUCCCUGGAAAAAAUCACCCUCUUGAUGGGUGGACAUCCUAGGGAAGGUGGGGAUCACUGAGGUGCUUCUCUCCCAGGCUGGAGAGGGAUUUUUGUGGUGUUUUUCUGGCUAAAGAUGACCCAAGCAGCUGGUGAAAGGGAAAACCCCACUGCUCUCACUGUGGGGUGGGUGGAUAAAUCCUUGUGGGGAGGGUUUAAUGUUGAAUACAGAGCUGGGCACCAAUCCUGAGGGGAGGGUGACUUUUCUCAUGCUGGAAAGGCACUGCAGGGAAUCCAUGCUGCAGGCAGGACACUGCCACAGGAGCUGGGCAUUCCCAGCUCUCCAGGACCCAACCACAGCUGGAUUGAUCCCUCCAGCCCUGUCCCCCUUCUCCCAGCUGGGAACAAGAUCCCAGGGGGCACAUCCAGCUCCGGGGUUUCCUCUGCAAGGCUUUAUCCCCAUGGAGGAUGCAGCACAAGCUGAGACAAACUGGAAAUGAUUUUCCCUCCCAGGAAUUCCAAGCCUAUAAAAUCCCAGCUGAAAGGGCAGGGAUGCGUUUCCCAUCCCCCUCAGCAUCCAGACAGGUUCCCAAAGGAAAGGAGAGCUCCACUUUUAUUUCUUGGUGAGUCCUGGUGCCAGCACUGUCUGCAGUUCUCUCCCAGAGUGUGAACUCUGCAAUGACACUUCCAAAUCCCCAUUUCCUGAUUGCUAAAUCCCUUGGAACAACACGAAAAUCAUUGCCUGGGAGAUCAUAACCCAGUUUAUUAAGCAACAUAAGUCAGCAGUGUUCGGUUUCUUUGCUGAAUUAUGAACUAAAAUAGCUUUCCAGCUGCUCUCAGUCUUGCACAAAUCUCCUUACGUUCUGCCAUUGAUUGUAGAGUUUUAUAUUAAAACGUCAAAAAAAAGGUUUGCUGCAUAUUUAUUGGUACUGUACAUAGAGAUGUCUUAAUUUUAUGGAAGAGAAAUUGUAAUAUUCACAGUAUAAAGUUUAGAUCUGUUAUACUUGAUACUAUUUCUUUGGGAAAUUAAGUUCACAGAUAGUUCUUUAAAAUGUUCUUUAUGUC